This is a messenger RNA of Sinocyclocheilus anshuiensis, 3220 nucleotides long. RefSeq lists its product as uncharacterized. Gene Ontology annotation, biological process: regulation of glycogen biosynthetic process. Gene Ontology annotation, molecular function: protein phosphatase 1 binding; glycogen binding. NCBI's taxonomy places the organism in Eukaryota, Metazoa, Chordata, Actinopteri, Cypriniformes, Cyprinidae. Gene Ontology annotation, cellular component: protein phosphatase type 1 complex. The record is from RefSeq and is a predicted model, not a curated record. The coding region runs from base 59 to 2740 and encodes 893 amino acids. The transcript has 4 exons.
GGGUUCCAGGCGGUUAGUGUUGUUCUCUCAGACUUUACCCAUCCAGCAUUACCCAGGCAUGUCUAGGGAAGAGCUUGUACUCUCCAUGGUCUCCUGCAACCUGGAGCCUCCUAUCUAUAGUGACUGGACAAUGAAAAACAACAAGGAAAAUGUAAAAUUGGAGAAAACGGCAUUAGAAGGAAGCUCUGGAGAUGAAUCCGAGGAGUUGGAACCCGAGCCCCCACCGGUAGCCGUACGAAGAAAGGUGUCGUUUGCGGAUGCCUUUGGUCUGGACCUGGUUUCUGUGAAGGAGUAUGACAACCGGGAUUCAUCAAGGCUGGAUGCAGAUGGUAGAGAGGGUGAGGAGUACUACAUCUCAUGCCUCUUCAAUGUCCCAGCGUUGCACCAGGACAUGGAGGUGAGACUUCAGCAGCAGAAGCUGGAACUGGAGCGCAUCGAACUGCUCUCUGGAUCCACCACAAUCCGGGGCAUCGUUCGCGUGCUUAACCUCUGCUUCCACAAGGCUGUCUACAUCCGCGUCACUCUGGACGGCUGGCAGAGCCACUUUGACCUGAUGGCGGAGUACAUGCCUGGGUCCAGCGAUGGCGAGACUGACUGUUUCUCUUUCCACCUCGUGUUGACGCCUCCAUUCCAGGUCGAAGGGUUGCGGGUGGAGUUCUGUCUGAGGUACGAAAGUGCUGUUGGAAACUUCUGGGCCAACAAUGGAGGGACGAACUACAUUGUCUUCUGCCACCAAAGACGAAGAAGUGAUCUGAAAGAGAAAGAGAGUGAAAAGGAGAAGUUGGUAGAGGAGAGUAACCAAAAAAGUAUCAGGAGCUGCCUUAAAACAAUCAGUAAAAAGAACUACUCGGACGCGACACCUGCAGAGGCGAGUGGUGAGAUCUCAGAACAAGUCACACCCAAGGUCGGGCAUACUAGGGAGAACAAAACAGAGAAAGAAGCAGGAAUCAAUUCCUGCAAAUCCCUAAAGGACUGCUGCAAAACUCUGGUGGAUCGUUGUAGGAAACGUCAAGCUGCUCGUUUGGCUCGCGUACAGGACUACUUCGCUCAGAAAGCAAUGGAAACCCAGAUGGGAUGUAAUUCCAACACAGAUGAAAGUACCACAUCCAUCCCAAAGCUGUCUAUACCAAGUAGAACUAACUUGCCAGUUGUCCACAGCCGACAAGGAUGCAGUAUGGACACGCCACCAAUACUAAUGUACCACCAGAUCCCUUUGCUUUCCCUGGAUUGGAGCAGUACCACAACAACACCCCCCCAAGCAAACCCUCCAGAUGCCUGCAGUAAAACAAGACAUCAGGUUGAAGAUCGCCUAGCCAUAUCUGCUUAUGGGGCCAGGGAAACUUUUCUUAACAGCACUGAUAUGCAGCACCAAGUAUGUGUUCGUCCAGAGUCAGAAGUUUUAGUCCCAAUGGAGGACAAGGGAGCUGAGAAAGACCACAGUCAAGAGUCUCCUGACAGGAAAGCAAUGGAAACUGUAAAAUCUAAUCCCGUAGAGCAAUCAAAGGAUCUCAGCACGAGUCCUAGAGAUCAGGUUGUGGAUUACCAACUAGUGAAAGAGCCAAGGGUCACUACCCUACCAUGUUCUGCCCAGGGAUCGGAGCCAGAGAGGGCGGGAAGCGAGUUAGAGGCAUCUCGUGACCGCCAAGCCCCACAUCAAGAGCACACAAGCGGAUCUUUGAGUCAAGACACGACCAAAGCAAACCCUGGGGACGAAACUCGAACCGCACGUGACACAGAGACUCAGAAUUCAGAAGCCGGAGAUGGAAUCUCACCUGAAGAAUGCACAGGCAGCUCCGACACCUCAAAGGUUAAAGAAAACACACAGAGAGCGGUCAAAGACUCCCUGACAUUUACGGGGAUCAUGGAUGUGCCAUUCACAAAUAGACAGGCCGAGGGAUCUUCUUCAGAAAGGAAGGAUAUAAAUAAAGAUGCUAGCGAGGAGCAGGUGGAAAUGAGGGCGUUCUGUAGAGAACUACAUGAAGAGGACAUGGAAAGCAGUAGAAAAGGACAAGAUGAGACAACUACGGAUCACAGCGCAGAAAUACAGAGCGUUUCAUCGUGUGAGAGUGAGGCAUUUAAUGAGAACGAAUUAUGCACGUUGAACAAGAGUUUUAACAAAGACAAUUCAGAGCUACUGAAAAAUGAAGAGAGGCGUUUUGAGACAAACGAAGGACUUAAAAUGAAGGAGCGACUGAAUGAGACGACUAUAGAAGCUGCUAGUGUUGAAGAGGAUGAAAUGCAUUCAGAAGAGCUUAUAGAGGACUCCCGAGCAGUGGGUGACAAUUGCACAGAUGGAGAAGAGAAAGAGUUUGAGAUUCAUGCUACCACAUUUGCACCCACCCACUUACCUACCUAUCCAACUGUUAGCACUGACCCAUCCAGGCCCCUCCUUCGGACAGCAUCUGCAAAGGAAACUUCUGCAGAGGAGGACUUUGAGCUUGGGAAGACCCUCAGAAACUUUCAAGAACCCCAGCGACUGGACGGAGAGGAUGAACUCUCCACGCCGUUACCCAGCAUUCACCUGUCCUGGGUGGGCGGCAACAGCAGUAGGCUGUUGAGAGAAUUCUGCUCGCUGGGUCACAUGGCCAAGGCUCUUGUGUAUGCUAUUCUGUUUGUGAUCUUCAUAACGGCGUAUCUCUACGACCUGCCAACAUGCAUGGCCCUCUAUCUGUUUUCUCUGUGCUGGUGGUGCAGCCAGGGUAUGAAGCAACGUCUGGAUGUGGCUGUUGAUGUGGACUGAGACCAGACAGGAAGUUCUUGAAAGGUUGUCAAAUUAUGUGCGACUCUGAAAUGAAAAGUAACACGAAGUGAUUCUAUGGGCCCAAAAUCACUUGAUAAAAUGAGAUUUGAUGGUUUCUUUCUUGUCACUUGUGUUUCCAUUAAAAGUCCCAUUUGAAACAGGAGUCUUUUAAUAUAAUACUAAACUCAAACUAGAAUAGUGGAUAUGUGCUAAUCCAGUUUUGUGAUAUAAUUAAAUGACAGAAAACAUUCUUAUAAUGUCAAAGGCAACAAUUGCUUUCACAGAUAUAUCUCCAUGAUAUACAGUUCCAGUCAAAAGUAUAGAUACAACAUUUUUGAGUUUUUGAGUUUUUAAUUACUCUUUUUUUUUUUUGCCUUGUUUUCCAGUAAAAAUAUCCAAAAAUUCAUAAAAUAAGAUAAGAUUACUUCACAAGCAACAGUGCAUAAGAUAUGAAGACUUCUGAUUUAUAGUGCAUCGUGU